Messenger RNA from Condylura cristata (star-nosed mole), 2606 nucleotides. It is a transcript of the gene ANXA11, whose product is annotated as annexin A11. The transcript has 16 exons. Gene Ontology annotation, cellular component: cytoplasm. Gene Ontology annotation, biological process: cytokinetic process; phagocytosis. The coding region runs from base 366 to 1883 and encodes 505 amino acids. NCBI's taxonomy places the organism in Eukaryota, Metazoa, Chordata, Mammalia, Eulipotyphla, Talpidae. Gene Ontology annotation, molecular function: calcium-dependent phospholipid binding; calcium ion binding. The record is from RefSeq and is a predicted model, not a curated record.
CGCCGCGGAGUGUGGGUUCUCCGUUCGGCUCGCUCCUCCUCCUGCCCCGCCCAAAGGUUGCCUAGCUCCAAGUGGGACCCUUUACCCCUCGCAGUCCGGGGGUAGGAUCCAGAUCACCAGCCGCGCGCGGGCGGACCCGAGGCGGCGUCCCCGGGACGGUAGCGAGGAGCGACGCUGCUGCCCGCGUUCUUGUUCGCAGCUUGAGGCCGUCAGCCCCCGUGGCUGGCUUCUGGCUGUACGAGUCUGGCUGAGCACAUUGUCGCUGCUGAAGAGCAGCUCCUGAUAAGCGCUAUUGGAAGGAGACUCGUGCUGGGACUUCUCCGCGGAAGGGCUGCCUCAGACUUUCAGAGCUAGAAGAUCCAGCCAUGAGCUACCCAGGCUACCCCCCACCGGCUGGCGGCUACCCUCCAGCUGCACCAGGUGGUGGUCCUUGGGGAGGUGCUGCCUACCCCCCGCCCAACAUGCCCCCCAUCGGGCUGGAUAACGUGGCUAGCUACGCUGGACAGUUCAACCAGGACUACCUUUCAGGAACGGCAGCCAACAUGGCUGGGACCUUCGGAGGAGCCAACGUCCCGAACAUGUACCCUGGGGCCCCCGGGGGUGGUUAUCCUCCCAUUCCCCCUGGGGGGUUUGGGCAGCCGCCAUCUGCCCAGCAGCCUGUCGCCCCUUAUGGAAUGUACCCGCCCCCUGGAGGAAACCCACCCUCCGGGAUGCCUGCCUAUCCGCCAUACCCAGGAGCUCCUGUGCCAGGUCAGCCCAUGCCGCCCCCCGCGCAGCAGCACCCAGGGGGUUACCCUGGGCAACCACCAGCGACCUACCCUGGGCAGUCACCGAUGCCCCAUCCUGGGCAGCAACAGCAGCCAGUGCCGAGCUACCCAGGAUACGCAGGGUCCGGGCCUGUCACCCCCGCCGUGCUCCCAGCCCAGUCUGGAAACCGAGGCACCAUCACAGAUGCUUCUGGCUUUGAUCCCUUGCGAGAUGCUGAAGUCCUGAGGAAAGCUAUGAAAGGCUUUGGAACUGACGAGCAGGCCAUCAUCGACUGCCUGGGGAGUCGCUCUAACAAGCAGCGACAGCAGAUCCUCCUGUCCUUCAAGACAGCUUAUGGGAAGGAUUUGAUCAAAGACCUGAAAUCUGAACUGUCAGGAAAUUUUGAGAAGACCAUCUUGGCUCUGAUGAAGACCCCCAUCCUCUUUGAUGCUUAUGAGAUCAAGGAAGCCAUCAAGGGGGCUGGCACCGAUGAAGCCUGUCUGAUUGAGAUCCUAGCCUCCCGCAGCAACAACCACAUCCGGGAACUGAGUGGAGCUUAUAAAGCAGAAUUCAAAGUGUCCCUGGAGGAUGACAUUCGAAGAGAUACGUCAGGACACUUCCAGCGGCUGCUCAUCUCUCUCGCUCAGGGAAACCGGGAUGAAAGCACAAAUGUGGACAUGACACUCGUCCAAAAAGAUGCCCAGGAUCUAUAUGCAGCUGGGGAGAACCGCCUGGGGACAGAUGAGUCCAAGUUCAAUGCAGUUCUGUGCUCCCGGAGCCGGGCCCACCUGGUGGCAGUUUUCAACGAGUAUCAGCGGAUGACGGGGAGAGACAUUGAGAAGAGCAUCUGUCGGGAGAUGUCCGGGGACCUGGAGAAGGGCAUGCUGGCUGUGGUGAAGUGUCUCAAGAACACCCCCGCCUUCUUUGCUGAGAGGCUCAACAAUGCCAUGAGGGGAGCAGGGACGAAGGACCGAACCCUGAUUCGCAUCAUGGUAUCCCGCAGCGAGAUCGACCUCCUGGACAUCAGAUCGGAGUAUAAGCGUCUGUACGGCAAGUCGCUGUACCACGACAUCACGGGAGACACUUCAGGGGAUUACCGGAAGAUUCUGCUGAAGAUCUGCGGGGGCAACGACUAAGUGUGGCUGGUGUCUGCCCGCUGGCAAUGGCAGUGCCAGGAAAAGGCCGAAAGAAUGUCCAUCUAUUUCUGACCCACAAAGCAAUCCCGGAGAUUUCCCAGCACGGGCCUCCCACAGAGCCUCGGCCCCGCCCUCUGCCUGCCCCUGCUGGCCUGCUGUCCUGCUCUUGCACAGGAUGAGGGUUAGCCUGAACUCUGGGGAUUCCUGUCACCCCCAUCCCGCACAGCCUCUUGCUGCUAAAGUAGAUGUUCUAUUUCCUGGCCCAUGCAAUCAUCCCCCUUUGCUGUGGCUGAGACUCUUGGCUUUAUUUUAAUCAUGUAAUUUUUAUAUUUUUAUUUGGAAGCAACUUUUUUUUUUUUUUUAAUAGUCAUCACCAGACAGAUGUACACAAGUUUCUUUGCUGCAUACACAUUUUGGGUGGGAGAAGUUGGGUGGGGCAGCACUAGGGAGAAAAGGGUAGAUCGUUACAGGGUGAUCUUUACAUCUGGUAGGAAUGUGCCAUGGGCUUUGUUAUUGCCAAACAUACUCCUUUUUAGAGGGGGGGAAAAAAAGGCCAGAAAGUCAUCUGUUCCUUCUUUCAUGCAAAACCAUGAGAACAAAGCCAACUCCCUGUCCGUAACAGGGUUUCUUGUAAUUUGGAAUGUGCCUUAAACCUGAAUGUUGAUAGCCAAAAGCUGUUUCUAAAUUAAAGUCAGCCAGCUCUGGAACGUUCUGGAAAUGUUA